AUGGAAAUGAAACGAGAGCGGGUACACAGAAGGUGGAAGUGCACGAAGGGGAUAACGAUCUUGCUAAUACUGUGCUCUAUCUCUAAAAGCAGUUGUCAAACUGUCAAUGACAGUGAAUCAAGUAGUAAAACCAAAACAUUAGAUAAUACUUUAGAAUCUAGUACCUGCCAUACCUGUCAAAAUAGUCAAGAUACAAUUGUAAAUAGAUCGGAAGAAGACAGUUUCGUAGGUAAUUUAAUAGAAUCGGUUAGUGAAUUUUGUGAGAAAUAUGUAUUUGUAAAUAACACAGAGAGAGACCUGAGUCACGUUCUAGAAAGAGCAAUAGACGAAGCAUUGAAUAAGGAGCGAUAUGAAAUAUUUGACGGAUUCGAAAUAAAGUCUGUGAAUGUGAAUAAAACGAACGCUCAAAGAAAGGAAGAUAAAGAAGCUAGAGCUCUUUUUAGCUCGUAUACCUAUGAGUAUAGAUUGUUCAAGAAAGUUAAAGAUUUUGUAGACACGCAUAUACUGUCUAUAAACUUACCUAAGGCAGCGAGGCUUAUAGGAUUCAGAUCGUUUGGGUUAAAGAAGUUCUUCCUCCCACUAAUAAUAGGCAUGCAAGUUUUCAAGAGUAUUCUCUUGGCGAUGUUUUUGCCGAGCAUAUUAGGAAGUUUUGGGAAAAUUCUCGGAAAAGGAAUAUCUCACCUCUCAGCCACUUCAAGCCAAGCCAGUUAUCCUCCAGCAAACACCGAAGACCCGAACAAUUAUGACAAUAAGGACUUCAUGGGAUAUGAAACGAACCAAGCCGGGACAUAUGCGUAUGCGCAGGAGUAUGGCAACGGCGAAGGCGAUUCUAGCGAUUUAGCUAACGUCGAUAUGUCUAGAUUCGGAAUGGGAGGCCAAAAAGUCUCCUACUUGCCUUCCAAGAACAGUUACUACAAAAACCAGAUGACUAAUAAUUAUAAGAUGUUCCAGAAAAUUCCAGCAUCUUCUAUGAUUCUUAGUAAUUACGAUCCCUUUUACUCGCCUUUGUUAUCAAGGCUUGAUGGGAUUUUCGCGAGACUCGGUCUUGCACCCACUGAGACCGCAACUAAUGAACCACAAGUCGGCAGCCAAAACUUAAGCGAUGCGAAGCUGGAAGCUUGCCGAGAACAGCUUAUAUGCUUAAUGUAUGCUAAUCCAGCGAAAUAUGCACCCUACAGUAAUUUGGUUUCAGCUCAGCUAAGCAGGGAACUGAACGAGCUCCGCCGUCCAGUGUCUGAUAAUCCUGAGAUUCUCCGAUUCUUCAAGUACAUGAGGGCUGCAAGACGCGGCCAAGAGGGAACCGACUGUCUCCAAUUCAGUCCUGGCUGCACCGUUACUACCCCCACUCACACAAUGAUAGCCGCUUAUCAUGAUAUUAACAAGCUGGUAUCUGCCAGACGUUUACAGAACCUUUGA
Molecule: messenger RNA, 1416 nt
Organism: Leptosia nina
Lineage: Eukaryota; Metazoa; Arthropoda; Insecta; Lepidoptera; Pieridae
Source: the annotation of a GenBank genome assembly